Onthophagus taurus is the source of this 2042-nucleotide messenger RNA. RefSeq names its product para-nitrobenzyl esterase-like. The record is from RefSeq and is a predicted model, not a curated record. NCBI's taxonomy places the organism in Eukaryota, Metazoa, Arthropoda, Insecta, Coleoptera, Scarabaeidae.
AUGUUUAUUUUUACUUUGUACUUCCCCCAAAAUGUGAAAUAUUUAAAUAAUUGCAACGCAAACAUCGAUAACAAAUUGUAUAUAAACAUAUUUAACUACGUUAACAUUAUUCAAAGUAAUACGUGUAACUACAAAAUGAAGAACGUCUUAAUUGCGUUAUUAAUUGCGGUUUUAAUAUGUUUUGUAAUUUGCGAUGAACAUCAACAUUUAAAGCAUAAGAAGAAACAUGAAUAUAAUCAUAAAGAAAAACAUUCUAAUAAGAAUCAUAAAAAACAUCAUCAAGCAAUACUUGGGAGUCAUUUUAAUAAAAGAGUGAAAAGUAAACGAGUUCAAGGGACCAUUUCAGUUAACUUGGGGGGUAAUCGACAAAUUGAAGGGGUUAUUAAUAAGACUAAUACUGGAAAAGAUACUCGUUAUUUCGGGUUUCAAGGAAUUCCUUAUGCUAAACCACCUGUUGGAGAUUUAAGAUUUGAGCCACCUCAAAAAUAUGUAUUAAAAGGCAACUACUCAGCAACUUAUCAAAGAAACAUUUGCAUCCAAAGCUCGACAGCACCGAUUGAAUCUUCAACAAAGGGCAACGAAGAUUGUCUCUAUUUAAACGUUUAUAGUCCCAACUUAACAUCAAAGCUUGCAGUUUUAGUUUGGAUUCAUGGUGGUGGAUUUUAUUACGGCGAUGGAAACUAUGAAUCUCGCGCUCCCGACAACUUCAUCGAUCAAAACCUGGUUGUGGUCACCUUAAAUUAUCGUUUAGGCGUUUUUGGAUUUUUAUCAUCUGGUGAUGAUGUGGUUCCAGGUAAUAUGGGAUUAAAAGAUCAAGCGAUGGCUUUGGAAUGGGUUCAAGAAAACAUUGGUUAUUUUGGGGGAAAUCCAAAAAAUGUUACAAUUAUGGGUGAAAGUACCGGAGGUGCUUCUGUAGCUUAUUUAGUACAAUCGCCAGUUACUAAGGGAUUGUUUCAUCAAGCUAUUAUGCAUAGUGGAAAUAGUUUGUGUCCUUGGGCUUUAUCAAGAACUGCCGAACGAAAUUUUUGGUUAUUAGCAUCUGAAAUAUUAUAUUUUGGAACUAAUAAAACUGAAGCUAUGAUAAGGAUGAAACAAGUUGCUCCUACUCUUCUGUAUUCAUUCGCUUCGCUUUCUAAGAAUUCUAUUUUACUUAAUGAUCCUUUAAAUGGAUUAGUUUACGCUCCGGUUAUUGAAACAUCCAAUCCAACAGAACUUUUCUCUUAUAAAAGUUACGAGCAACUAAACAGUGGUAAUUUCACAAAAGUUCCGAUUAUUAUUGGAUAUAACUCUGAGGAAGGAGAAGGAUUUAACGAUGUUGUUGGAUUACCUCCAUUCAUCCUAUUAACAUAUGAUUUCAAUCCCGGUAGACUAGUUCCGUUGGAUAUGAACGUAAACGAUACCCAGAAGAAUAAAGUUGACAAUGAAAUACAACAAACUUAUGUAGAAAAUGGAAUAAUAACAGUUACAUAUAUUAGCCACGAUGAAUUUGUUCGACCCAUACUGAAAUACGUUGAGCUUUACUCGAAAUGGACACCACAAGUUUAUUUAUACAGAUUUUCUUAUAAUGGAAAUUCCACUCAAGGUGUUGCUCACACCGGAGAAUUACCAUAUUUCUUUUACGACAGUAAAUUAACUGCGGCUCAAAAAGCAGUUUCAAAUAAAGUCGUUAAUUUAUGGUCUCAAUUUAUUAAAUACGGAAAUCCAACUCCUAAUGAAUUUAACAUUACUUGGACUCCAAGUUUUCAAGCAAACGAUUAUUCAUACCUUGAUAUAGGUGAAGAAUUUGUUGUUUACAAUCAAAGUGUGAACCCCGAAAAGAUGUAUUUGGAUAAAUGGACAUAUUGGUACAAUACUUAUGGAAACAGACCUUAUGAUACUUAUUAACAGGUUUUAAAUGUAUCCUUUAAUAUAUUAAGCUUGGUUAAUUUUAUUAAUCUUUUUGAUUAUUCUACGUUAAUUUUUAACAUCACCAAAUAAUCAGUGAGGUUAUGUACACCCUAUUUGAACUGUCAAUCUAAAAAUUAUCUGUAACCUCUACCGAG